UCUACAACAAUGUGGUGUACUAAACUCGCUAGAUUUUUUUCUCAGAAAUUCUCCACAAGAAAAUUUCAUGCCACUGCUGCAAGAAUCUCAAAAUGGAGGGAUUUUAUGAAGGAAGAGUUACAAAAUGAUACAAAGCGUCUAAGAACCGAAGAGAGUGACAAAGUUUGCAUCUACAGAGUCCCAACGAGCAUGCGUCAGGUUGAACCAAAAGCCUACACGCCCAGCAUUGUUUCCAUUGGUCCAUGCCACAGAGGAGCACCUCGCCUCCAGAAAAUGGAGAUUCUCAAGAAGAAUCUCUAUCGCCGCCUCUUCGAUCCGAAUGGCCCCAAUGCAUCCAAACUAGACAAGGCUUUUGAGGCCCUGGAGGGGAUAGAAGACAAGGUGAGGAGUUGUUACAAGGAAGAAAUCGCUCUCGAAAGCGACGAGUUCCUUAAGAUGAUGCUGAUUGAUGGAUCCUUUGUCAUUCAGCUCUUGAGGGACUUAUCGGAACAAGAUGGAAUUCUACAAACAAGUUAUCUAAGCAGCAGGUGGAUGCUGCCAGUCAUUCGCCGCGAUUUGAUCAUGCUUGAAAACCAACUCCCGUUCUUUGUUUUGAACGAAUUGUUCGAUUUAACAAACACUGAUUCUGUUUCGUGCCAACAACAAAAACAACCAAGCAAAAGUCUCAAGUAUCUCAGUCUUGAAUUCUUUUACCCUCUGCUCCAGGCUGGGUCGGAAACCAUUCCGCCUUGCGAGAAGCUUGACGAGUUAGAGGUUGAUCACUUUCUUCAUCUUCUUCGUUAUGCCAUCGUUAAGCGGAGCGAACUCAAAUUAGAAGUGAAGGCAGGGGAUCAGCGUUACAUGAUUCGCCCUGCAACCGAGUUAUCUGAGGCCGGAGUGAAGAUCAAACCGGAUAAGAAUCCAAACCGGAGGCUUUUGAAUAUAACCUUCAAGAAGAGACCAUGGCUGCUAACUAGAGAACUCACUAUCCCUCCUUUAUACAUGAAUGAUCACAGAGGAACCGUGCUUCGAAACAUCGCUGCAUUCGAGAAGUGUCACAAAGGAAUCAAACCGGAUGUAACGACCUACUUGUUUUUCUUCAACGGACUCAUAAACUCAGCAGAAGAUGUAGCUCUUCUCCAUUACAAGGGUGUGCUUCACCAUUCCUUAGGGUGCGAUAAAGAGGUUGCGCAAUUGAUCAACAACAUUUCAAAAGAAAUGGUUCUUGACAAGAAGGAAUCGUACCUUUACGAAGUGGUGAAUGCAGCAAAUAAAUAUUGCGGUAACAAAUUUGCAAGAAUGAGGGCUUGGUUGGUGCAUAACUACCUUAGUGGAUGGGGUGUGGGAAUUUCAACAAUUGGUGCGAUUUUGGCACUUUACUUCACUUUGAUUCAGACUGUGUAUGGGUUUAAAGAAACGAUAAAAGAUUGGGGGAAUUACAGGUUUGGGUCACUACUCUUAGAAGCAUUGAUUAUUACUCCUCUCAAGGGUGUUCCAAAAUCCAUGGUCUCUGCAGCGGAACGUUAUAAAGGAGCCGCUGGUUCUAACAAUUGUGGAGAUAGGUGCAGGGAAAUUCUAAAUAUGUGUAUGGAAGUGUGUAUCACUGAAUAAGAUUUCUUGUUUGAAGGAAUUUUGU
Arachis stenosperma is the source of this 1615-nucleotide messenger RNA. RefSeq names its product putative UPF0481 protein At3g02645. Bases 10 to 1590 code for a protein of 526 amino acids. The transcript has a single exon. NCBI's taxonomy places the organism in Eukaryota, Viridiplantae, Streptophyta, Magnoliopsida, Fabales, Fabaceae. The record is from RefSeq and is a predicted model, not a curated record.